Echinops telfairi (small Madagascar hedgehog) is the source of this 978-nucleotide messenger RNA. Its product is annotated as melanoma-associated antigen B2-like. Gene Ontology annotation, cellular component: nucleus. The transcript is spliced from 2 exons. The record is from RefSeq and is a predicted model, not a curated record. NCBI's taxonomy places the organism in Eukaryota, Metazoa, Chordata, Mammalia, Afrosoricida, Tenrecidae. Gene Ontology annotation, biological process: negative regulation of transcription by RNA polymerase II. Bases 1 to 978 code for a protein of 325 amino acids.
AUGCCUCAUUGUCAGAAGACCAGCAUCUGCUCUGGUGAGAAAUGCCACCAAGCCCAGGACUCAGGUGAUGCCAAGAGCAUGGAGUUGGCCCAGACCACUGCUGCAGAGGAGGGAAAGCCCUACUCCUCACCAGCUGCUGCUUCUGGGGAUUCUCACCAGGCUUCCUCCUGUGCUCCUAAUCCAUGCUCCCAGAGCCAACAUGUGGGCAGACGAAAUGCCCCUAAGUCCACACCUUCUGCUGAGAAGUUCCAAAGUUCCCUGACCAGAAGGGUGAGCCUGUUGUUGCAGUUCCUGCUGUUAAAGUACAAAAUGGAAGAUCCCAUUACCAAGGCCGAAAUGAUGAAGAUCAUCACUAAAAGGUACAAGAAGCAAUUCUCCGAGGUGCUGAGGAGAGCCUCUGAGCACAUGGAGCUGGUCUGUGGCCUUGAGCUGAAGGCAGUCGAAUCCAAUAGUCAAACCUAUGCUCUGGUCAAUCAGUUGGAGAUCACCAAGGAAGAGAUUCUGAAUGGCGAAUGUGGCUUUCCCAAGACUGGGCUCAUCAUGCCUCUCCUGGGCGUACUUUACAUCAAAGACAACAGGGUCACCUGGGAGGAGAUGUGGGAAUUCCUGAAUGAGUUAGGGAUCUACGAUGGCCCUCAGCACUUCAUCUUUGGGGACACUAGAAAGCUUCUCACUGAAGAUUUGGUGCAGGAAAAGUACCUGGAGUACCAGAAGGUGCCUAAGUCUGAUCCUCCAUGCUACAAAUUCCUGUGGGGCUCCAGAGCCCACAAUAAGGCUUGCAAGAAGAAUGAGAUGGAGGAUUUUGAGAAGAUCAAGUUUAUGGACAUCACUGCCUUCCAAGACCUGUAUGGUGAAACCUGGGGAGAAGAGCAAGAAAACACAGAACCUGCAUUAUCUUGGAUGGUUGAGGCCAGUCCAAAUGCCAAGGCCAAGAGUCAUGUGAAGGGGAGGUUCAUCAGAUCCCCCCACUUCUCAUGA